Molecule: messenger RNA, 905 nt
Organism: Vigna radiata var. radiata (mung bean)
Lineage: Eukaryota; Viridiplantae; Streptophyta; Magnoliopsida; Fabales; Fabaceae
Product: beta-carotene isomerase D27, chloroplastic
Exons: 8
Coding region: 90-848 (252 amino acids)
Molecular function (GO): iron ion binding
Source: RefSeq, a predicted model, not a curated record
CUUCUUAUAUCUGCCUCUCAUUUCUUCCUCUGUUGACAUUCUUAAACAACAACCACCAUUCCUUAUUUUUCUCUCACUAACAUUCAAAAAUGGUUGCAAAUUGUUUUAGGCUGAACAAGAGUUCAGCACUGUGUUCAACUCAUUGGAACCACACCAAACGUAAACUAGAACACCCUUGUGCCGUUGCAAUGCUCAGAAGACCUUCAGAGAGCAUUACAGAAGAAACAAGAAAAACUAAUGCCUACAACGAUAACUUGUUUGAUCGUUUAGCAAUAAACCAUCUUUCAAAAAGCGUUCAAGAAGCCACAGGACUCAGCAACAACAAGAGUGGAUAUGAGAGCUUGGUCGAAGCAGCUACUGUGGCUAAACACAAAUUUGACCCUAUUGAGCAGCAAGAGGUCAUCAUCCAAGCUUUGGACAGAGCCUUCCCCAGGCCAAUACUUUCAUUCAUAAAGACAGUGCUACCACCAACAUCUAAACUCUCACGGGAAUAUUUUGCCGUUUUCACCACUUUGUUCUUUGCCUGGUUAGUCGGACCUUGCAAGGUGAGGGAGUCGAAAGUCAACGGCAGAAGUGAAAAAAAUGUAGUCUACAUCCCAAAAUGCAGGUUUUUAGAGGAGACAAGUUGUGUAGGCAUGUGUAUCAAUCUCUGCAAAAUGCCAUCUCAAACUUUUAUAAAGGACUCUCUGGGAAUGUCAGUCAACAUGGUACCCAAUUUUGAUGACAUGAGUUGUGAGAUGAUAUUUGGAGAGGAUCCUCCAGGAUCAAGUGAUGAUCCAGCACUGAAGCAACCAUGCUAUAAACUAUGCAAGGCAUAUAAAAAUCAUGGAACCAACUGCCUCAGUUAAUGCACAAGGUGAACAUGGAUGGAACAAGAGUGUCUCCCACACUGGCAAAGCUCGGAC